Molecule: messenger RNA, 1573 nt
Organism: Contarinia nasturtii (swede midge)
Lineage: Eukaryota; Metazoa; Arthropoda; Insecta; Diptera; Cecidomyiidae
Exons: 2
Coding region: 145-1527 (460 amino acids)
Molecular function (GO): protein binding
Source: RefSeq, a predicted model, not a curated record
AUUUUAUUCUAUCCGUGACAACGAAGGAGUGAACAUCAAAGUUUCUUAAACAAUUUUUUGUUUGUAAAAGUACAAAGACUGUGAAAAUUCUGUGCGAAGUGAAAAAAAAGGUUGUUGUGCGGAAACUCAAUUUUACAAGCGAAAAUGGGCCGAAAACGCCGAAGACAGGAAAAAGACACCGACCGAAUGCCGCAAGAAAAACGAUGUAAUCACAAUCCGCCUGAAACCGUGCCAACACUACGCAUCACGUCUAUUAACGACAAUUGUCUUGAGCAUAUUUUCAAGAAAUUGGAGUUCAUUGACCUAUUAAAUAUGGCCGAUUCCAGUAAAUGUUUUAAAAAUGCGCUCAAUUUGGCCUUUGCCAGUCAUUUUCGUGGAGUAAAAGUGGAUAUAAACAGCCAAUUUGUCCGUAUUAAUGAAUUAUUCAAAGUAACAUAUAAAAACAAUAUGUUGAAGUGUGGAACAGGUGACUGUACCAUUUCCAUUCACGAUGGAUCAAUUGGUUUGAAGCUUCUGCGUUGCUUUGGCCACUUAAUUUCAAAUCUAAGCGUUUAUCAUUGCGACGAACGAUUUCAAUGCAAAGUUAAUCGAUACAUCAACAACUACUGUUUCACGUCUUUGACUGAAAUUAACAUAAACUGGUAUCCAAAGGAUUUAAAAAACUCAUUUCCAAACAUCGAAAUCGUUCGAUUCCAAGAUUUGAAUUGUAAAACACUGGAGGCGAUGGAUGAUUUAAAGACUUGGUGCCCAAAUGUACAGCGCUUGGAAUUUAUUGAAUCGACAGCCAUAAAUAGCUGCCGCAUUGGACAUCAUUUAUCACACUUGCAGCACUUGAAAAUCCGUUUAAACCGUGGUUCGUUCACCGAAACUGGAUUGAAAAACGUUGAAAAUAUGUUACAGAUGAAUCCACAAUUGCGAAGUCUGAGCGUUUCUGGUUACAACAUCACCGCAAAUUAUUUCAGCUCCAUACGUAGUCACCUGCAAUCAUUGGAAAGUCUUUCAAUCGAUUGUAGAAAGCGGACAUUUUUCAAUACCAAUGAUGUGAUCCAAUUGAAUGCAUUAAAAACAUUCAAAAUACAUUUUGUUGAUGAGUUUUGCGAUCCGUUACCAAAAAUUCCAUUCGUCUUCAAUCAAUUGGAUACACUUUCGAUAAAAGCAUGCCAAAUCAGAAUCGACACCAAUUUCAUACAUUUCCUUAAAACACAUCGCAGAUCGUUAAUCAAAUUAAAUUUGAGCAAUUGGGUUUAUCCAAAUUUUUAUCCGUUCUAUGGAGGGAAUGAUUCAAAAUUUCAUGAUGCGAUGAAAUUGUUGAAAAAAAUCGAUAUGCAUGGAUGCCAAUUUUCCGUCCAUCAAAUUGAAGAGAUGUUGAAGAAAUGCAAAUCACUUGAUACAUUCGUCUUUACACCGGCUAUGGAUACUGAUUUGGAAACGAUUCGGAAGCACAUCGACACCGAAUGGUUUAUAGUUGAACGUUGUUUCGGAACUGUGAAAAUUGAACGACAAACUUUGCCAGCGGAAACAAAUUAAAACUUAUAUUUUAUAAAUUCGAAGGAAAACAACAUCACGAACAAGA